AUGGCUCCCAAAUACGCUGGGCUGUCAGGGAGGCCACUCUCCUUGACAAUAUCAACUAUCGCGACAAUGGGCUUUUUGCUUUUUGGCUAUGACCAGGGUGUGAUGUCAGGCAUUAUUAGUGAUGUCGCGUUCAACGAUGUUUUCACUGCCACCAAGAACGACAACACAAUGCAAGCUCUAGUGACAGCCAUUUAUGAACUCGGAUGCUUGCUUGGUGCCAUUUUUGCCUUGGUUGCAGGCGACAAACUUGGUCGCCGCAAAAUGAUCAUGAUUGGAGCCACAAUAAUGAUUAUUGGUGUUGUUAUUCAGGUGACAUCGUUUCCUGGCCACGCCCCUCUUGCCCAGUUCAUGGUCGGUCGUACCAUCACUGGUAUUGGUAAUGGUAUGAAUACAUCGACUAUCCCGACAUAUCAAGCGGAGUGUUCCAAGACCAGUAAUAGAGGGCUUCUCAUCUGCAUUGAGGGCGGUGUGAUCGCCAUCGGCACUGCGAUUGCAUACUGGAUAGACUUUGGCGCACACUACGGCCCACCCGAUCUCGUGUGGCGUUUCCCCAUCGCAUUCCAAAUUUUCUUUGGACUAAUAAUUAUUGUUGGAAUGCUCUUUCUCCCUGAUUCUCCACGGUACUUGAUCUCCCGGGGUCAAAUGGAACAGGGAGAGUCCGUACUUGCCGCCUUGAACGGAUGUGAAAUCAACGAUCAUGAGACACAAAUUCAAAAACAGCUUGUCAUCGACUCUCUUCGAGCAUCUGGUGCAAUGGAUACGAAGGUGACAUUCAAGGAUCUGACGACUGGUGGUCGAACUCAGCAUCUCCGCCGCAUGUUGAUCGGAGCUUCGUCUCAGAUGUUUCAACAAUUAUCAGGUUGUAAUGCCGUGAUAUACUAUCUUCCUGUCUUGCUUAAGCAGUCGUUGAAUGAGUCCAACGACCGUGCCUUGCUUAUUGGCGGUAUAAAUAUGAUUUGUUAUGCCAUCUUCGCGACCUUUUCAUGGUUCUUUGUUGAGAAGAUUGGGCGGCGCAAGCUAUUCCUCGGGGGUUCAUUCGGCCAGCUCACAGCCAUGACCAUCACAUUUGCUUGUCUCAUUCCGAAUAACCCCAAGACUGCUGAUGGCGCUGUCUUUGGCCUAUUCCUUUACAUGUGCUUCUUCGGCGCAACCUGGCUCCCCCUUCCUUGGCUGUACCCUGCCGAAAUAUCCCCCAUCAAGACACGCGCUAAGGCUAACGCAGUGUCGACUUGCAGCAAUUGGCUUUUUAACUUUACAGUUGUCAUGAUCACUCCCGUGAUGGUACAAAAUAUUCAAUGGGGCACUUAUCUGUUUUUUGCUGCCAUGAAUGCCUGCUUUAUUCCUAUUAUUUGGCUCUUCUAUCCAGAGACCGCCGGACGCAGUCUGGAAGAAAUUGACUUGAUUUUCGCGAAAGGCUAUGUGGAGAACAAGAGCUACGUUACCGCAGCGCGGGAGAUGCCCAAGCUUAGCGAUGAUGAAAUUGAUGCUCGAGCCGCCCACUACGGGCUUGGUCGGGGCCAAGACGACGAGGUAGAGAAACCUAUUGAGGAAAGACAUUCCCCGACUGCCUUGGAAUCAGGCACGUACCCUGACGCAUAA
Messenger RNA from Talaromyces proteolyticus, 1599 nucleotides. RefSeq names its product putative MFS monosaccharide transporter. The transcript has a single exon. Gene Ontology annotation, biological process: carbohydrate transport; transmembrane transport. Gene Ontology annotation, cellular component: membrane. Gene Ontology annotation, molecular function: carbohydrate:proton symporter activity. The coding region runs from base 1 to 1599 and encodes 532 amino acids. The record is from RefSeq and is a predicted model, not a curated record. Lineage: Eukaryota; Fungi; Ascomycota; Eurotiomycetes; Eurotiales; Trichocomaceae.